UCAGUAAAAAUGCGGGUGGGGGGAGGGCUGACAUUUUUUGACUGCGUGUUCCGUGCCAAGUGCUUUUCGUUAAGAAUAUAGUGUUUUUGACUGAGUAUUGUGUUUGACCGAUGUAAAUACUAAAAUUCCAAAUUAGAAUGCUAGGGUGAAAGUAACACUGUAAUUAGUAGGAGUAGAAUUUACUUCAUAUUAAUAUAUGUGUCGUGAUGUGAUUUUCAUGGCGUGGCCCAAGCAACAAUUUUCAGAAUGCAGCCUCAUUGAUGCUACUCAUAGAGAUGUGGACGUGCUGUUACUGCUUUCUAACUCUGCCUACUACGUGGCCUAUUAUGAUGAUGAAGUGGAUAAAGUAAACCAGUAUCAACGACUAAGUCUCGAAAACCUGGAAAAAAUAGAAAUAGGUCCUGAACCCACUCUUUUUGGUAAGCCGAAGUUUUCCUGUAUGCGAUUGCACUACCGAUAUAAAGAGGCAAGUGGUUAUUUCCACACACUGAGAGCUGUGCCACGUAAUCCAGAAGAAGAUGGAAAAGACACCCUUCAGUGCAUCGCAGAGAUGUUGCAGAUCACUAAGCAAGCUGUGGGGCUGGAUGUGCCCAUAAUUGAGAGAAAACUGGAGAGGAAGAGCAGUAAACCUCAUGAAGAAAUCAUUGGUAUCAGAUCUCAAAACCAAGGCUCUUUGGCCCAGGGGAAGAAUUUUUUAAUGAGCAAAUUUUCCUCUCUAAAUCAAAAAGUGAAACAGACCAAAUCCAAUGUAAAUAUUGGCAACCUGCGAAAAUUAGGAAACUUUACAAAACCUGAAAUGAAAGUUAAUUUUCUAAAACCAAACUUAAAAGUCAACCUUUGGAAAUCAGAUAGUAGUCUUGAGACUAUAGAAAACUCAGGAGUGAUAGAUAAUAAAGUCCAGGGAGAGUCUGAUGAGGACAUGUCUUCAGAUGACUCAUACCACUCUGAUGAAUUCCUUACCAGCUCUAAGUCAGAUGAGGACAAGCAGCUAGCUAAUUCUUUAGAGAGUGUAGGGCCGAUAGAUUAUGUUCUUCCUAGUUGUGGUAUUAUUGCUUCAGCACCUCGAUUAGGCAGUCGCUCUCAGUCUAUCAGCAGCACUGAUAUUAGCAUUCAUGCUCCUGCAGAGGUUACUGUUGCUUAUGGAAGUGGGCUUGGCAGAGGCCAGGAGUCUCCUUUGAACAAGAGUCCUUCUGCUGACAACAUACACGCUGGCUUUGCUAAGCCUAUGGAUAUUUACUGCCACAGGUUUGUCCAAGAUGCACAAAACAAAAUGACUGAACUGUCACAGGCCAGGUCUGUAUCACAGCAAGCUAGUGAGGAAAGAAAUCAAAUGACCAAUCAAGUUUCUAAUGAAGAAACUCAAUCAGAAUCAAUGGAACAGACACCUUCUCGGCCAUCUCAUUUAGAUGUGUCUUCUGGGACAGGCCCCCAGUUUUUGUCAGUUGAACCAGUUCACUCAGUUUUCUCUCAGAAGACCCCUAGUUCUGGUCUUGGCGUGGAACUUGAGGCAGGGCUUCGUGUAACUCCCUCCCCUUCUGAGAGCAGUAGCAGCAGAGCAGUCUCUCCCUUUGCAAAGAUUCGCAGCUCCAUGGUCCAGGUUGCCAGUAUUACCCAAGCUGGGUUAACCCAUGGGAUAAACCUGGCAGUAGCAAAAGUUCAGAAGAGUCCUGCAGAACCUGAAGUAGUUAAUGAAGUCCAACAAAAUGAACUUAAAAAUAUGUUUACACAAUGCCAGACACGAAUAAUCCAGAUUUAGAUUUUAGCCACAGUCUUGUGGAUUUUAUUUGAAAAUUCUAAAUUUCCACAUAUUAGGCUAUUUUAACUUUUACUGUUUGAAUCUAGGGAUCACCAAUUCUGGUUACUGGGAAGGGUUUUCAGAGGCAUCAGAACUUCAGCGGAUUUCCAGGUCUGAGAGCCAAGACGCUAGGAAGUGUCAUCCUAGAUCUGCAUAGCAUAUACACUACAGAACUACAGAGCAGUUUAUUCAUUUGAAAGUAAUUCAGGAACAAGGCAUUUUGGUACAGAUUCUGAAGUAGUUUUUGGGGGGCGGGGGGUGAAGUAUAGGAAGUAGACACAAGGGGCCCAUUUGAAAGUAGCAUUUCUGUCAGUUCAUUCCUAUGUAGUCUACAAAGUAAACCAUUUAGUUUUUAGUGAACUUAGUAUGGAGAAGCAUAUGAAAGUAAGUUGUUUUGAUGGCUUAACCAUUCCCUGUGAAGAGCUGAGGGUUACCGAUGCUACAGUUAAAGAAUCAUUUGAUCCUAACUUUACCCAUAUUCUACUUGAACGGAUUAUUCUGCUGCCUGUGGUCUUCAAAACUGAGGUGCACUAACUUGCCUGUUAUAGAGUAAUCCUAGUACAUCGCCUGUAUCUGGCAGUACCUAAUUGAUCUUGCUCUUUUUAAAAAUGCAUUGGCUACUAGAAAUUCUGGAAGUCUUCAAGUUUUAACUUUUCCAGAACAUUCCUCAACAUUUUGGGCACACUAUCCCAACUACUGAAAAUUUAGUUGAAACACUGCUGUGUGAAAACAGGUUGUAUGAUGCUAACUCUAAUCAAGAGAGCCUCCUGUAUAACAACCCACACAGAAAGAAGGUUGCACAGCAGUCCGGCAAGUGUUGGUUUCUCUGGUAUUUUUAGAGCCUUACUCUGUUGAAGUGAUUCUCAGCUGAAUGUUAUGUCUGUUGUUAACUUUGAUAAGCAUUCCAUUUUUGUUAUUUAUUAGUGGUAUUUUUUUUGAAGUGUCAAAUCUUGUGACUAUUAAAGUACCAGUAAUUUAAAGUGA
This is a messenger RNA of Chinchilla lanigera (long-tailed chinchilla), 2779 nucleotides long. RefSeq names its product inositol polyphosphate-5-phosphatase F (gene Inpp5f). NCBI's taxonomy places the organism in Eukaryota, Metazoa, Chordata, Mammalia, Rodentia, Chinchillidae. Bases 197 to 1756 code for a protein of 519 amino acids. The transcript is spliced from 6 exons. The record is from RefSeq and is a predicted model, not a curated record.